AUGGAUCGAGAGCAAGAAGAUCUUCAAUUCUUAGGCUUCUUUGGUAUAUGCAAAGAGACAUUCAAUAUCAUCUUUAAUUGGUCCAAAAUUUUCACCAAGCUCACCCUAACCUUGAUCAUCCCCCUCUCUUGCAUUUCCCUAGCCAAUGAUGGGUUUUCGACCUUCAUAUAUGGUAAGAUCAUUAACAACACGGCCACCUUAGAUUACAUCCCACAAGGCACCCCGGCUUAUGACAAGAUUUCUAACAUGAUCUUCUCAGAAUGGACUACGUUUUGGCUCAUCAAAUUUGCCUAUCUCAUAUUCCUCCUUAUAUUUUCUCUCCUAUCGACCUCUGCAGUUGUCUACACAAUCGCGUGUAUCUAUACAGGUAAGGAAAUCACUUACAAAAAGAUCAUGAGUGUGGUCCCUAAGGUUUGGAAGAGACUAAUCAUCACUUUUUUAUGGAAUUUUGGCAUAAUGUUCGUAUACAACUUUAUCUGGUUUAUAAUUACAAUGAUAGCUCUUAUCAUAUGGUUCAUAUUCAUAUUUCCAAACGGCGAUUCUCUUGGAAAAUUGGCAUCAUCCAUACUCUUCAUAAUAUACCUUCUUGGGUUUACAUAUAUUAAUGUAAUAUGGCAAUUAGCAAGUGUUAUUUCUGUUUUAGAAGACACUUAUGGGAUUCAAGCAAUGAUGAGGAGCAAAAAAUUGAUCAAGGGUAAAAUGGGAAUUUCAACAGCAGUGUUCUUGAUCUUUACAUUUUGUUUUGUUGGAAUUGAAAUGUUGUUUGAGAAAGCAGAGGUGAUUGAUUGGACAGUUGGAAUUGGAGGGAAAAUUUGUUAUGGAAUAUUGUGUUUGGUGUUGUUGACUUUGUUAUUUUUGUUUGGGCUUGUUGUUCAAACUGUUAUUUACUUUGUGUGCAAAUCUUACCACCAUGAAAAUAUUGAUAAAUCUUCUUUAGCUGAUCAUCUUGAUGCUUAUCUAGGAGAUUAUAUUCCUUUAAACUCUAAGAACAUACAAUUAGAGGAAUAUCAUGUGUAA
Messenger RNA from Chenopodium quinoa (quinoa), 1017 nucleotides. RefSeq lists its product as uncharacterized. NCBI's taxonomy places the organism in Eukaryota, Viridiplantae, Streptophyta, Magnoliopsida, Caryophyllales, Amaranthaceae. The coding region runs from base 1 to 1017 and encodes 338 amino acids. The record is from RefSeq and is a predicted model, not a curated record. The transcript has a single exon.